This is a messenger RNA of Drosophila gunungcola (fruit fly), 2867 nucleotides long. RefSeq lists its product as uncharacterized. Gene Ontology annotation, molecular function: DNA-binding transcription factor activity; RNA polymerase II cis-regulatory region sequence-specific DNA binding; zinc ion binding. Gene Ontology annotation, cellular component: nucleus. The record is from RefSeq and is a predicted model, not a curated record. NCBI's taxonomy places the organism in Eukaryota, Metazoa, Arthropoda, Insecta, Diptera, Drosophilidae. Bases 32 to 2725 code for a protein of 897 amino acids. The transcript has 10 exons. Gene Ontology annotation, biological process: regulation of transcription by RNA polymerase II.
UUUUGGAAUUUUGACUUGUGAUAACAGAAGAAUGCUUCCCGAGAAAGAGAACAAUGAUCUGCAGUGUCGCAUCUGCCUGCUGCAGCCGAAGGAUGAGUCCCUCUUGCCCACAGAGCCGGAUUUCCCGGAGCAAAUAAAACGAUGCACGGGUGUUGAGAUGAGUGAGAACCCCAACUGGCCAAAUCACAUUUGCACAAGCUGCGCUUUGCUCCUUAGGGCGGCCCUCAAACUACGAUCCCUUUGUCAGGAGGCGGAGAAGGAGCUUUUGAAGGCUGAGGAGCAGGAGGUUCACAUUCAAUUAAUAUGCAACGACCAGGAAAUGGAGCUGGAUAAGGAGUCCAAAGAUCUCAGCGAUAGCGAGGUGGAGUACGAGUACCUGGAACCGUACGAUGUAACGCUGGAGAGCGGCGAAGAGGCCGCCUAUAGUGCCGACGAAGUGGUCAGCAUCGAACCAACCAACUCUGCCCCGGAGGAGUCCAUAUAUUCACUGAGUCCCAAAGCGGAAACCGGUGGUGAGGAGGACUCCAGCCAGGCACCCUCAUUUGCGUGUAACAUAUGCCAGAAUGUCUACACGAACCGCUUGAAGUUGACAACCCAUAUGAAGCUCCACAGCACUGAGAAACCACACGAGUGCGAAAUCUGCCAUAAACGAUUCCGGCAGACACCGCAGCUGGCGAGGCACAUGAACACCCACACCGGCAAUCGUCCCUACAAGUGUGAUUACUGCGACGCCAGCUUUGCAGAUCCAUCUACGCGCAUCAAGCACCAGAGGAUCCACACCAAUGAAAGACCGUACAAGUGUAAGUUCUGCAGCAAGUCCUUCGCCUACUCAAAUGUGCUCCGGGUGCAUCUAAAAACGCACACGGGUGAGCGACCAUUUAGCUGCCAGUACUGCCAGAAGACUUUUUCCCAACUGCACCACAAAAACGCCCAUGAAAAAUCGCACAAACCCAAAAAAGACCUGGAAAUUGGCGGUAUUCUCGCUGGUGAGCAGCUCGUAUUCCUCAUAAACCGCAUACGGUUCCGCCUCUUCGAUCACGGUCUGCUCCACAUCGAAAACCGCCUGCGUGGGAUCCUCUCCAUCGAACAAAAUGGUUUCGACACCUUCUGCACCCUCCACUACAUUAACGUUCUAUUCGCAACAAUGAGAGACUCGGCGGCACAAGCGAGUCCGGCGGCGGCGCCAGCGGCCACGCAGAAGUGGAUCGUUUGCCGGGUUUGCCUGCAGCAGCCCAAGGAGCCCAUGGCCAGUAUUUUCCACGACGACGCGGAGAAGGACCUGACCAACAUGAUCCGGGAGUGCGGCGGAGUACCCAUCAAGCAGUUCGACCACUAUCCGGACAAGAUUUGCGAGAAGUGCUUUAGGGUUCUGAAAAUGGCAUUCAAGUUCCGGGAGACCUGCCAGCGAUCCUACGGUCAUCUGCGGCAGUUUGUGGGUCCCGUGGAGGUGGAGCAGCGAACGCCGGAGAAGAAGAGUGAAGAACAAACCCCUAAACUGGAACAGGAGUCCGAGGAGACGGAGCAGGAGCAGGAACACGAGGAGGAAGAGGAGGAGGAGGACCUGGACGAGAGUCAAUACACUGAGGCCGAGGCGGACGAAUCCGCGGAGGCCCAGGGCGGCGUCUUUAACGACGAACUCGAGGAGGGCAUCCUCGUGGAACUGGAAAAAGAUCGAAUUGUACAUGUGAAGAGUGAACAGGUGGAGGAGGACGGCAUCAUCGAGGAGGUUUACGACGUGUACGAGACCUACGAGGGCGAUAUCAUCACAGAGCAGGGCGCCUACGACCAGGAAGUGGCCGAUCAAUCGCUCUCCGAACUGUCAGCGGACAUCGAGUACUUGGACCAGGUCGAUCAGGACCAGUUGACCGAAAGUGCUCACGAAGACGAGGUGGAAGGCGACAUGAACUCAACCGAGGAGGAGUUCGUCCCCACCAAAAGUAUUCUAGCCUCCCUCAAUGCCCGAGGCGGCAAUAAGCGGAGAGCUAAUCCCCGCAGGGCAGCCGCGUCCGCAUCCUCAGCACCGGUUCCUGCAGCAUCGGGCACCGGCACCUCAAAGACCGCCCCUCGCGGCAAUCCUCUUAAAGUGCGGCGGGGAAACAGCAAUGCGUCUGCCACCAAGAUCGUCAUCAACUCCGAAGAGGGCGUCUCCAUUGGGGAGGUGCUGGCGCGGAAGCACGCCGGCAUCAAAACCAAGGGCGGCCACAAGAUCCUCGUCGGUGACAAGAAGGAGUUCAAGUACAUCUGCGACGUCUGCGGCAACAUGUAUCCCUCCCAGAGUCGUCUCACUGAGCACAUUAAGGUCCACUCCGGCGUGAAGCCGCACGAGUGCGAAAUCUGUGGUCACUGUUUUGCCCAGGCUCAGCAAUUAGCGCGUCACAUGAACACCCACACUGGAAAUCGACCGUACAAGUGCAGCUAUUGCCCGGCAGCCUUUGCGGAUCUGUCCACCCGCAACAAGCACCACAGGAUCCACACAAAUGAGCGUCCCUAUGAAUGCGAUGUUUGCCACAAGACAUUUACCUACACCAACACAUUGAAGUUCCACAAGAUGAUUCAUACGGGAGAGAAGCCGCAUGUGUGCGAAGUGUGCGGUAAGGGUUUCCCGCAGGCGUACAAGCUGCGCAACCACCGGAUCAUCCACGAGCGACGCGGUCAAUCCGCACGGGAAUCCGUCAGCGGGCUGAUGCCAUACGAUACGGCCAAUAUUGUGGGCCUGGAGAUUUAAAUUUCGAGCGAGGACUCCUCGUCGUUCCAAAGCGACAUUUUAAAUAUUAAACAGACACACUCGUGUAAUUAUACAUCUAAGUAUAUUGAUGAAAUUUAAGCCUAGCCUAAUUAUGCGGAAAUAAAUUAAGUAUAGCUGCGCA